Molecule: messenger RNA, 525 nt
Organism: Microplitis mediator
Lineage: Eukaryota; Metazoa; Arthropoda; Insecta; Hymenoptera; Braconidae
Product: GA-binding protein subunit beta-1-like
Exons: 1
Coding region: 1-525 (174 amino acids)
Molecular function (GO): protein binding
Source: RefSeq, a predicted model, not a curated record
AUGGAAGCAGAGAAUUGUAAAAUCGACUAUCCGCCAUCAGCAACGCCCUUGCAUUUGGCUAUUAGCGAAAACAAUUACGAAUUGGCUGAAAAUUUAAUAAAAGAAGGAGCUGAUGUCAACGCCAUGGGUCUUUAUCAUUUGUGGGGACGUUCUGAUGUCUGUUGCUCGCCAUUGCACAUCGCGGCGGACAAGGGGGACAAAUCAUUAGUAGAAUUACUGAUCAAGCAUAAGGCAAACUUGGACUACAGAACGACCACUGGAGAAACAGCUUUCUGCAUAGCUAUGGUUAAUAUCAAUCAUGAAAUAGCUGAUAUUUUAAUGAACGCAGGCGCCAACGUUAAUGCACAUAAUGAUGAAUUAUCUUCUGCACCUGAUCUGAUACUUCCUAAUGGUUUAUUUUAUCGCACUAUAAAAAAGGGAUGUAUGCCAGACCUAUCGGUUAUUUCCAAAUAUGUCGGUAUUUUUUAUAUGCUUGCAUUUGUGAUUUUCAUUAUUUAUGAAAGUUGUUCUCAAAAAUCAUCUUAA